Messenger RNA from Onychostoma macrolepis, 3011 nucleotides. RefSeq names its product HDGF like 2 (gene hdgfl2). Gene Ontology annotation, biological process: regulation of transcription by RNA polymerase II. Bases 224 to 2245 code for a protein of 673 amino acids. Gene Ontology annotation, molecular function: transcription coregulator activity; double-stranded DNA binding. Gene Ontology annotation, cellular component: nucleus. Lineage: Eukaryota; Metazoa; Chordata; Actinopteri; Cypriniformes; Cyprinidae. The record is from RefSeq and is a predicted model, not a curated record. The transcript is spliced from 17 exons.
AUGCAAAAGAUGCUGGAAAACUGAAGAAUCUGCAGGACAUGGAGGAUUUUUCUGAAGAACAGAGCUCAGUUUAACUGUUCAGAACAAACAAGGGACUCAUGAACAACCAUCACAAAACAAAAGACAGUCAUCCAGCAGGUCUCGCUGUCUGUCGGCCUGAAAAACGGACCGCGGACCAACACAAACGAGCAGAACGAGGAGCGGUGCAUAGAGGGACGACAAGAUGCCGCACAACUUCCGGCCCGGGGAUCUUGUCUUUGCUAAAAUGAAGGGAUAUCCCCACUGGCCGGCCCGGAUUGAAGAUGUUGCAGAAGGGGCUGUCAAACCUCCGCCUAAUAAAAUCCCCAUUUUUUUCUUCGGGACUCAUGAAACAGCAUUCCUUGCACCCAAGGACCUUUUUGCAUAUGAAAAGUACCAAGACCGAUAUGGGAAGCCCAACAAAAGGAAAGGGUUCAACGAAGGCUUGUGGGAAAUCCAAAACAACCCUCAUGCGUCCUAUAGCACACCUGCACCUGCAUCAUCAUCGGACAGCGAGGACAACCAACCUGCGCCGGGAAGUGAUGCAGAAGAUGACGAGGAAGCAGUGGUGCCGAGGAAAACUGAAACAGCAAGUGAUGAUUCUGACUCUGGAAGUGAGAAUCAAAGGAAGACGGCAGUGAAGCGGAAAGCACCUGCUGCAAAGCGGCCACCAGUGAAGAGAUCACGGGCAUCAUCCAGUGAUCGAGAUGGAGAGGAGAGUGGAUCUCCCUCAGAACCCGAACCAUCACCCAGCUCGGACUCUGACUCCGGCAAAAACAGCGACCAGGACUUCACGCCACAGAAGGAGUCGGGCGGUCGAGGCGGCAAAAAGCCAGCAGGCAGAGGCAGGAGGAAGAAGGCCUCAUCUGGCUCCGAUUCAGAAUCAGGCUCCCAGUCAGAUCAGAGGGCCGCCAGGAGCGAUUCAGAAGACGAGAAGCCCCGGCCGGCCGUCUCUGGAUCUGAAUCGCAGUCUGGAUCCAAAUCCGACUCCGAUUCAGAACCUCCUGCUCCUCCUGCAAGGAAAGGCCCACAAGGGCGCAAGAAAGCGGAGAAACCUCCGCCAAAGCCACGAGGAAGGAAACCCAAACCAGCUCCAGACAGGGCUCCUACAUCUUCAUCAGACAGCGAUAGCGACAGCGAGACGGACCGCGUCAGCGAGUGGAAGAAGAGAGACGAGGAGCGGCGGAAGGAACUGGAGGAGCGAAGGAAGAAAGAGGAGGCUGAAGAACUCCGCCGGCUCCGGGAACGAGAGAAAGAGGAGGAAGAGAAAAGGAAAAAGGAGAAAGAGAACAAGGCCAGGAGAGAAAGCAGCAGUGGCAGCAGUAGCAGCAGCAGCUCAGACGAUGAAGUGGAUGAUCACCCUCUCAAAAAAUCCAAGAAACCUCCGCCUCCCCCGAUCCCUGCACCUUCAGACUCCGACUCACCACCACCUGCAGAGGUGAAGAAAUCCGCCAAACGUCAAGACAGCCAGAAAGGGCGGCAAAAGAAAGAAAAGGAGGCGAAAGAGAAAAAAGAGAGGAAGAUCAAAGAUAAGAAGCCUCAGAGAUCAGAGGAGAAACACAAAACGAGGCCUAAGCCCGAGAAGCCGAAACGGAAGUCGGCGCGUAUACCUGAGAAGAAAGUCGAGAAGAAAAAAGAACCCUCACCUGAAGAGAAACUACAGAAGCUCCACACAGACAUCAAGUUUGCACUGAAGGUUGACAACCCUGACAUUGAGAAGUGUCUGCAGGCCCUGGACGAGCUCAGCUCAGUUCAAGUAACCACUCAAAUCUUGCAGAAGAAUGCAGAUGUUAUUGCCACACUCAAAAAGAUUCGCCGAUACAAAGCAAGCAGUGCGGUUAUGGAGAAGGCCACUGCAGUCUACAAUAAACUAAAGCUCCAGUUCAUUGGCAAGAUUGAGACCAGUAAACCAAAACCAGAUGAAAAGAACCCAGAAACCAACGAGCAAGACACACAAAACACAGACGACUCCAAACCAGUGAACGGCGAAUCAGAAAAUGAGAAAAAAGAUGUUUCUGAAUCCGAAAGCAACCCCAAACCUACAGACCAAGAGAAACAGGAUGAGAACAAAUCCCCGAACGGUAUCAGGCCCGAGCCUGAUGAGCCAGAUGAGCCAACAGAGCAGCAAACACUCACAGCUGAGUCCACAGAGGCCGAUCCGGCAGCAGACACAGACGGAAAAGAGGACAGCAGAGCGCAGGACGAGCAGAUGUCUUCUGAGAGCUGAACGUUUCACAAACACACUUUGGCUUCCUUCGUUCAUUUGUGUUACUUUUUGUCUUCCCACCUUUGUGACCUACAUGAGUUUUUCGUGUUGUACAUAAAACGUGAUAUGAACAUUAUUAGCACUUUUGAAUCGGGACGUCAUGAGGCAAAACAAGCGCCUUAAUCUAAAUGUUCGAUGUGGAUGAUUCUGCACUACCCACAUUUGGUCAAUCGAGGGCGAACGUUUUAUUUCAGAACCACGCUGACGUCUAGGAGGAAAAACACCGAAGCCCAAUUGUAUUUGAAGACUGUGCUUGUAUUAUGUAGCCGCUUUUUAUGAGUAAAACCUUUUUUCCUUUUGUUUUUUACGAAAAAAUAAGGAAAAUGCUAAAAAAAAAAAAAAAAAGGUAAAAGAAAGCAGUCUGGUUUUGUGUUGAUUGACCCACUAAGCCAUACAGCAAGAGAUCAUGAGGUUUCAUCAUCAUCAUCAUCAUUAUUAUUAUUACUGCACAAAUCUACAUCUGAUCUGUCUGGUAUGGAUUUCAAUAACCUUCAGUGUCUAUGGACUUUCACUAAACUCUGUAGACUGUUUGUUGUCUGUUUGGUAUUCUAAUAAUAACAACUUACAUCUGCAUAGGUUGACCCAAUAAUGCUAUUAUUUUCUUGGAUGUCAUAAAACAUGCUUAUCAUGCUUAUUAUAAACAUGUUUCUAGUGCUAUGUAACUUGGUCGGAGAUUUUUUUUAGUAUCUGUGAAGGAAUAAAUAAAAAUUCCGCAUGAUGGCCACAA